Messenger RNA from Priceomyces carsonii, 2346 nucleotides. RefSeq lists its product as uncharacterized. The coding region runs from base 1 to 2346 and encodes 781 amino acids. Gene Ontology annotation, cellular component: nucleus. The transcript has a single exon. The record is from RefSeq and is a predicted model, not a curated record. Gene Ontology annotation, biological process: regulation of DNA-templated transcription; chromatin remodeling. Gene Ontology annotation, molecular function: ATP-dependent H2AZ histone chaperone activity. Lineage: Eukaryota; Fungi; Ascomycota; Pichiomycetes; Serinales; Debaryomycetaceae.
AUGUCUCACGAAGAAAGCCUUAAUGGUGGCAGAACUAAGCGUGCUAAUGCGGGCUCUCGUUUGAGACAUUUGAUUGAGCUUGAGGAGCAGGCGGCACAAGAACUGAGACAGCUUUCUCAGUUCAUCUCUGAAGAGGAUGAGAACGUGAAUUUGAUAUUUCAAGAAGACGAGAACGAUGAAGAAUUUCAAGAGUCCGAAGAAUAUUCAGACGAAGUAGAGGAAGUAGAAGAUGGAAAUGGGGAAAAUGAAGAAGCGCCUUCAGGUGAGAACGAAGGCGUCGAGGAAGAGGAUGGCGAAGAUACUGAAAUGGCAGAAGUAGACUCAGAUGAUGUUCUUUCGCAAACGGAUCUGUCGUCAUCUGAAACAGAUGAAAGCGAAGGAGAGAAAGAACUUCAAAAACAAGAAAAGAUGGUAAAACGCCGAAGGACGAAAAUGCAAACUAUGGUUCCAGCGAUCAGAAAACAAGUUGAUACGACUACCUCGAAAUCCAAAAGGGUCAAAAAGACUCCUUCCACUUCUUCAUCCUUGCUCUUUUCAGAAAGAAGGUCGUCUUCGAGGGCGGCUGUGGUAGAAAGUAAAGAAGCUCUUGUGAAGAGACUUAAGGAGAAUGAAAAAAGGAAGGCUAAUUCCACGCCCGUAGUUCGCAUUAAACAAAGGGAAUUGACGCAAGAAGAGAAACUAGCAGAAGCAAUUGCUACUGAAAAAGCGAAUGUGUUAUCUCUAAAUAAGUUCCAGGAGCAGGAGGUCGAGAAGAAAGAGAAACAAAGACAGUUGAUGUUGCUGAAAAGAAAAAAAUUGAAGAAUGUGAUUAGAUUACUCAGUGAGGAGACAUAUAUUUCACCAUUAGAUGAAGUUCUAGAUGCAAGAAGGGCUCAAGAAAUUUUACGAAAAGCUAAAAGAAAACCUGGCCGUAAGCGUAAAGUCCCUUUGGAGCCAGUGUUUCAACGAUUGCCUGGUGAAGUAGACACGGAACUUCCACUGGUAAAAGAGGAACUUGACCGAAAGCGAAGGGAGGACGAAGAGCUUCAAAAAAAUGCUCAAAAUGAGGAAAAUCAAAGCGAAAUAAUAGAUGGAAAUGGCCAGGGAAAUUCGAAAGAACAAAUAGAUGGAGAUAUUCAACACAACAACCUUGAAAACGGUGUUAGCCUAAACGAAGAAACGAAUGGGAAACUUCAACAGAAAAAUGUUGCAUUUAUUGCUAGCGAAGUAAAUUUGAAUCCAAACGGGAAUGAUGAAAACAAUGAAAACGAUGAGAAAAUCUCGAUCCACCACAAAGAAUCGAGGGCACCAACAGAUGAUGCCAUAUCCCGAAAUGAUUCUGCUGUUGAUCUGAAUCUUGACGAAGAAUCGUCCCAAUGUAAUAAAUAUAAUGACAAUAAUGAGCAACAGCAUGCAAAACAUGGCGAUAAAAUUUUAAGUCCUAACAAUGAAGGGACAAUUGACGAUAAUCUCAAUGUAGCUAUGAAUGAGACAAUUAAAAGCGAUGAAAAUAAUGAAAAUUCCCUGAAUGGGGGAACUACAAAUUAUGAUGAAAUUGUUAUAAAUACGGCUGAAACAAACCAAACCGAAUCCAUCAAAUCUGAACUACCGAAAGAAAAGAAGGUCACCUUCGCUGAUGAGCUUGAAAACGCUUCUCCUAAGAUUGAAUCGGAUGAUGAAAUGACUCCUGAUCCCUCAAUCGCUUUGAAGGAGAAAAAUGAAGUUUUCGAAGGGCCAUCCCAGCGGGUUGGUAAGAACAGUAUAUUUUUGAUUGAUUUUGAAGAAGAGGAAAAGACGCUUAAGCUAACAGAAUCUAAUAUUAAAUCUAUACUACUUGGUCCCCAGUCAUUAUUGCCGGCCUCGAGAAGAUUCAAAGAUUUAGAGUCUAUUCUAAGAAUUGGUAAAGUAGAUAAUCCUUACGUAGCAGUAAGAGAAGAAAGAGACGAGAUUUUGGAGCCAGCUUCAAGCUUGACAGAGAAUGACCCUAUUUUUGAUGAGCUUAAUAAAUUGCCAAGACUAGGUGUUGCCCAAGCGAUCGUUGAAGAAGUUGAGGAGGAUGAUAAAGAAGAAGACUUUUCAAUCAAUUUGAAAACUGAAGCGCCAACGGGAUUAUAUCUACCAAAUGGCAACAAAAAAAAUUGCCUUAUAUCAGGCACAGAGGUCAAAUAUUUCGAUCCUUCUAAUGGUAUUCCCUACAACAGUGUCGAAACAUACCGAUUUUUGAAAACAAUUGAGCAAGGCGCUGUUCCAUGGUAUAGUCUAGGAAAUGAACUCAAUGAUAACGGACCCGUGGAUAUUUACUUAGGCUCGAGGGUUGGGGCUUAUAAGCAUGCCAAAGAUGUUCCGGAGGGCUUUGAUGGUAAUUGA